GGCCCAGCUGUUUGAUUUUUUUUCUUCAAUUUACAGUGGUUGUUUCAAGUGAAAUUUCGUUUUCCAAUUCAAUCAACAAAAAACCCUAAUAACCAACAAGCAAAAAAUGGCAAACAAAAUUAUCAAACUCAUGAAAAUCUUCGGUAUAAUUUUCUAUAUUAUACAACAAUCGAAUAGUGUUGAUAUUUUUUCACCACCACCACCACCACCACCAACAACAACUAUAACAACAACAAUCGAUUCUUCACCAACUACUUUAUCAUCAUCAACUGAUCUCCGCAAUUUUUUCUCCAAAUCCCCACCAUUAUCCGCACCACCAAAAUCUUCAGCGUCCAAAUCAUCAGUUAAUCAUUGUCAUCGUUGUAAAAAUGGUGGCCAUUUAUUAUCAUCAUUGAUUAUACAGGAACCGAAUACGAAUUGUAUCAGUGGCCAUUAUUUUACAUCUUUAAAAAUAAAUAAUAACCACGAUGACCACCAUAACCACGAAGAUGAUAAUGAUCGAUGUGAUUGUGAUUUUGUUUGUGCAAGAAAAUCUGGCCAAACAUGUCUUAAUCCAUCAUCAUCAUCUGAUCGAAAUAUGAAUACUAAUGCCUCUGGUAGUAAUCAUUCGAUUGUAAAUAGUCAUUGUGAUCCUUAUUUAAAAUUAUUUUGUAAUCAAACAUCCAAAUUAUGUGAAGGAAGUUUAUCAUUGAAAAUUAAUCAUAUAAAAAAUGAUUCGUCAAAUAUAACCGAACUAAAUAAUAAUAAUAAUGGACAUUAUCAAACAAGAUUGAAACGAUUAAAACCAAAUACCAAUUAUAUUGUAAAAGUUAUCAGUAAUCAUCGUGAAGAAUUAUCAAUCUUCACUACCAAAGCCAAUAUAUUACCUGAAAUAUUACCAAAAGUAUUAGUUACAUAUCGUAAUGCAUCAUCGAUUACAAUUGUAUUUGAUGAUUUUAAACCUGAUUUGGAUACUGUAAUCAAUGGUUAA
Molecule: messenger RNA, 970 nt
Organism: Dermatophagoides pteronyssinus (European house dust mite)
Lineage: Eukaryota; Metazoa; Arthropoda; Arachnida; Sarcoptiformes; Pyroglyphidae
Gene: sas
Product: transmembrane protein stranded at second
Cellular component (GO): extracellular region
Molecular function (GO): peptidase inhibitor activity; protein binding
Source: RefSeq, a predicted model, not a curated record